Helianthus annuus (common sunflower) is the source of this 1767-nucleotide messenger RNA. RefSeq names its product zinc finger CCCH domain-containing protein 18. NCBI's taxonomy places the organism in Eukaryota, Viridiplantae, Streptophyta, Magnoliopsida, Asterales, Asteraceae. Bases 94 to 1650 code for a protein of 518 amino acids. The record is from RefSeq and is a predicted model, not a curated record. Gene Ontology annotation, molecular function: metal ion binding; nucleic acid binding. The transcript is spliced from 4 exons.
CAACCAAACCAAAGUAAUAAAGACGACCUAAAUGGUUCGACGACCUCAAAACCCAGGUUUAAUCUAAUAGCCAAUCCCUGAGGUUGAUUGAUAAUGGCGGACGAUGACGAAAGAAGGGUUCUUGAAGAUCAACUUGAGCUUCAAUUACAAGAACAAAGAGAAUCAAUCGCCGCUCUUGAUGAAGCCCUAGCCUCUGACCCCCAAAAUCCCGAAAUCCUCGAGGUUCAUGCAGAGCUUCUUCAAGCAAUCAAAGAUGCAGAAGAGGGUCUCUUCGUUCUUAAACGAGCUAGAUUAUUGCAAGAAGUUGACAUGUCUCUACAGAUGGCAAAAGAUGGACGUAAUGGGAGAAAUCAAGAUUCUCUUGAUUCAAACGACGUUAAAGUGGAAGCGUUGAAAGAACCCGAGGAUGUGAAUCAAGAUCCUCUUGAUCCCAAACAAACAGAAGCGGAAUCAAAUAAGGUAUUCUCUGUUGGAUCAAAAUGUCGCUUUCGCCACUCAGAUGGACGAUGGUAUGACGGUUUGAUUGUUGCAAUUGACGGGUCUAAUGAUGCAAAAGUUUCCUUUCUUACUCCAACAUCAGAGAAUCAGUUGAUUUGCAAGUUCUUCUUGCAGCAACGGUGUCGAUUUGGUACAAAGUGUCGUUCGUCACAUGGCAUUAAUCUGCCAUUAUCAUCACUGAGAAAAUAUACUCCCACAGUGUGGACUCAUUCGUUAAUCGGGUCCAAUGUGUGGGCCAUCUCCGACAGUAAAACCGGAAUUUGGCGGGAAGCGGAGCUUGAGUCAUGGGAUGAAGAACUCAAAUCGGGCCGGGUCGUUUUCCGAGACGAUGGUAGCUCGAUAAACGUCGGACACGAGUUUAUAUCUUUAUGUCAAUACGCCCAAAUGAGCGAUGAAGAUGACAAUGACAGUGACUCCUGUUCCAAUUCGGAACAGGAUGAUCUUUCCGAAAAUGAAAUCGAAGACGCCUCUGAAGGUUUAGGGUUUCUCGGUUCGUCAAAUCUACGAGGUAUACAAACCGAAACCGCCAUUUUUGCAGAAUGGGAGAAUCACACUCGGGGAAUCGCGUCUAAGAUGAUGGCUAACAUGGGUUUCCGCGAAGGAAUGGGUUUGGGUGUGAGGUUACAAGGACGUGUUGACCCGAUUUCGGUCAAAGUACUACCGAAAAAUCAGUCUCUCGAUCAUGCUUUCGAAUCUAACGAAAAUAAAGAUAAAAAUCAAGAGAAAAAACGAAGCAGAGGCGGGAAAAGAAAACGCGAUAAGAAAUUUGCAGCAUUAGCGAAGGCUGCCAAGUUACAAGAGGAACCGAGCUCGGAUAUUUUUAGUCUUAUCAACACACAGUUAGCGAAGCAUGAUGAAGCGUUGAAAGUCGGGUCAAACAAGAAACCGCAAAAGAAAGAUUUCCAGGAGAGUAAGAACGGUGACAGGCGGGCGCUCGUUGCGUUUGAUGAUGAGGUGAAGGAGUUACGUGCGAGAGUUCAAAAACUGGAGGAAAUGGCUAGCAGGAAUAAGAAAGAGAAGGUGGUUUACGAGGCGGCAGUUAGGAAGCUUAAUGAAACUCGGAAACAGUUGGCGGAAGUUGAAGCCGCGCAUGCAUCAGCGUCUAAUGCUGUUGCUAGUAAAGAGAAGGAGAAGAGAUGGCUUAAGUUUUAAUAUCGGCGUGACAUUGUUUGUAAUUGAAAUCUGUUAUAAAUAUCGGCGUGAUAUAAUCAUAGUUUAUUUUUUACAUUAUUUGCUAAAACUGAGUGAAAUCAUCUUUUGAUUGUGACA